This is a messenger RNA of Chanos chanos (milkfish), 2557 nucleotides long. It is a transcript of the gene ap5z1, whose product is annotated as adaptor related protein complex 5 subunit zeta 1. NCBI's taxonomy places the organism in Eukaryota, Metazoa, Chordata, Actinopteri, Gonorynchiformes, Chanidae. The transcript is spliced from 18 exons. The record is from RefSeq and is a predicted model, not a curated record. Gene Ontology annotation, cellular component: AP-5 adaptor complex. Bases 47 to 2527 code for a protein of 826 amino acids.
CGGAACCAGUUUUGACAAUUUGGUAGAUGUUUAUUUUUUGUGCACCAUGUAUGCCACUGGGACUGAAAGUUUGAUCAAACAGGCAAGAGACAUACAAGAGGAGGAGCUGCAGAAAUUUUAUGGACGCAUAUCUAAACUCCUUCGUUCAACUAAAGAGCACGGAAAUGAAGCUGUUGACUCCCUACAGAGACUCCACUUAAUAGUCUCGGCUACCAAAUAUGCGAGAACCCUCCCGCCAGAUCUUUUAAAGUCGCUCCAGGCGCUGCUGCGUUCUCCGACAUGUCCCGAGCACUUGCAGGUCCUCUCCUCGUCCAUUCUGAGAGAGAGUCUGCCCCUGAGUGUUCACAGCCUCUCCACCGAUUUCACCUCAGACGUCAGGACGAUAAGCUACCUCGCAACUGUUGUCCUUUCACAGGCUGCAAGCAAGGAGGAGUUGACGUUCCUUUCCCAGUAUUUACUGAAGAACUUGGAGUCUCGUCAACCUGAGGGCCAAAUUCCUAGACACACCCUUCCCAUCCUUUCAAAGAUGAUAAGCUUUACCCCAGAAAUUCUCAAAGAGGAUCAGGUGAAUCUAGUCAGCCGGAAACUGGUCGACUGGCUUCGGUAUGCCAGUGUCCAGCAGAGCACUUCCAUAUCCUCAGGCGGCUUCUUCGCUGGACCCAGAGCUCGCCAGCCCGUGCCAAUGACGGAGGUGGAUGGAGCAGUGGUUGGGGAUUUCUUCACUGUUCUGUGUGUGGGACAGAGUUACACUGAAGACCAGUGGAUGAACAUGUAUGCAUUCUCCAUGAUCAGGAAGUGGCUGCUCACCUACGACACAGAGGGAGCCUCUGCUGGAGAUUCAGCUCAGCUAAAAAGAACACAGAUCAGUGAGUCACAGAAUCAAGAUGACAGGUCAGAGGUCGACAGUUCAGUGAUGUCCAUGGUCUCGGCCACCUCCUCCGCCAGCCGACUCCUCCCUCCUAAGGAGCGACUGAGGGAAAAGGCUUUCGAGUACUGUCAGAGGCUCAUCGAACAAAGUGACCGCAAGGCUCUGAAGAGGACAGACACAGAACUACAGAAAGCAUGCCUUGUGGAGUCAGUGGCCAUAAUGGACCUUAUCUGCUGUGAGGACUCGUCCUACGUGUAUCGUGCCUUUCCCUGUAUCAAAGCUCUGUACGGCAGACUCAGCGGAGACCUCCUGUUCGCCCGGGCCCUCCUGCCCAUCGCCCAGUUCUACCUGAACCACAGCGAGACUGCCGCUGUGGAUUCGGAGGCUGUGUUCCGCCAGCUCUUUGGCGCUUUUCCGGCCGAGCUGUUCAACGAGCCCAUGCUGGCCUUCGAGUUUGUCCAGUUUUGCCGACUCAACGAGGCAGUGCUGAAGGACAGCGUCGCUCUCUGCAGACAGAGCUUUCCCAAUCUCCUUAAGUUCCUGGCAUGGAACAGUCCAGCCCUCAUAGCUGAGUUUGUGGAGCUGCUGCCCUCUCUGCUGGCACCCGAGACAGCUAUUGAGUUACUCCACACGCUCCUGGAUCUGCCCUGCCUGGCUGCUUCUCUGGAACUUCAGCAGAGGUCAGCUUCUUACCAGCCCUCAGAGCGUGUGCAGUGGGACCAGGGUGGCAAGUUGGCUGCCUGUCUGGAGGCCUUCCGCCAACCCUCCUACAGAGGCCUGUUUCUCUACAUCCUCAGACCAGAGGCAGGGACAGGAGACACAAUAGACAGGUUAAGCGCGCUCCACGAGAUCCUGGCCCCUAUGGGGGAGAGUCCACGCGUCUUACACUGCGCCCAGAUUGUCCCUGUGCUUCUGCAUGUUUACUUUAACAAUGUCACACAGUUUGCUGAUGGAAAGCUGCUGAACCAGCUGCUACUGGUUCUGUUGGAGAGAAGUGGCCUGUUGUACAACGUAAAAACCUUUCCCACAGAAGUACAAAGAGUGUUUAGUACUCACCUGCGGGCUUUGUGUAAGCUCCAUCCGGCUCUCAUUAUUGAUCAGCACAGAGAACUCCUGGACUUCACUGCCUCUACUGCCAACAUCUACAGCAAAGAGGAUUUCUACACACACAUGGUAUGGGUGAUUGGAGAGUACCUGUCUGUCACGUAUGAUUCCCGCUGCACCGUGGAGCUGAUCACCUCCUAUUUCGAGAGCCUGGAGGCUGUGCUGUUUGAGGUCACCCAGGUGCGGAGGUCAGCCAGCCCCCCGUCUUACUCCCCACGGGUCAUCACCGUGUUAAUGACCACCCUGGCCAAACUGGCCUCGCGCAGUCAGGACCUCAUCCCCAGAGCAUCAUUGUCCCUGUCUAAGCUGCGCUCGUUUUCCUGUAGCGAGGUGGUGGCGGCCAGCUACAGUGAGGACGACAGAGAGGAGCUUGUCACCAGGGCGCACGAGCUGAUCAACCUGCUUAAACUGCCCAACGUGGCUCAGUUUGUCCUGGCCCCCUCGGCGCCCGGAGACAGCACGCGUUGGCACAGAGACACUAAUACCUCACUGCCCCAAGGCAUGAAGGCAAUCAAUGACCUGUUACACAAACAGUCCAGCUUCCUGCCUGCUUAAUCAGAGCCUGACUUCACCUGUGUGUGUGUG